UCUUCCUUCUCCCAGGAUCUACAGGUGGCCUGCCGGUUGGUCUCCCUGUUCACACCCCGGAAGCAUCACUGAGCCCUAGCGAGAGAAGAAUCGCAGUUUCAGCAUUCCCAUCAGUGGCAGGGCUGGGGCCAUGGAGGAAGGAGGGCCCCAGGCACAGAAUGAUGCAAGUUUGUGUAUCUGAUGACAGGUGUCUGGGGGGAAGCUGAGAGCUGUAGGAAAGGUCCCCCCCAGAGGACCGGGAAUCCCAAGUUAAUGAUUACAGUGAAGCGGCAGUAAAGGACAAAACCCCAGAGCGUGGGGUGGGGGUGGAGGGGACGACCAGCAGGACUUUGGUGAAACUGAAAAUGAGGUGGAGAGAGGAUUCUGGAUUGCAGGAAAUUCCAAGAGGCAGGCUCUGUGCUCCGUUUGUGAAAAACCGGAGUUUGGAAUGACUGACCAGUGAUAAGCCUAGAGAAGAAGAUUCUGAAAUAUUCGGGAGCAUCUGCUAUCAAAUGAAGGAGACUGGGUUACAAAGAGAAGGAGAUGGAAAAUCAAGGCAGUUUUGAGGAGGGGAGCUUCGCAAUAUUUACAUAGACUAUUUCAGCUGACUGCAGUGUGUCACAGAAGGGAUCUAUAGCAGCAGGCGUGAAGGCUGGGAUUCAUGAGGUGGGCGGAGCAGGGAGCUCCCGUGUGGCUUUCAACCCGGGGCACAGCACGGAGAUAUGCAAAUAUAGUGGCUACCGACAGCGAAGUGUCUGAGGCACCUAGGCUGAGCUCUCAGAGGUGGGUUUGGAAAAGACCUUUGCUCGGAACAGUGCUUAGAAGUGAGCAGGGCUCCCGGAAGUGCCGCAAUUUCUUUAGAUCAUCCGACAGCAUUCUCCGAUGUUUACCAGCUUCAGGGAGAUCAGGCCAUUGUGAAAUUUUUUUUUUUUUUUCUUUAAUAAAACUGGCCCCAGCCAGUCAGACUGGGAACUUACUGCCUGAGCUGUUUUCCAACAUGGUUUUGCUGGCAAAAGCAGACAAGAGUGUUUCCUUGACUCUCGAGGGGCCUGUUUACACUGACUUUAUUUUUACUGCCAGCUUUCAAGUGGGAAGAGGGAGAUUAUAUUUAAAGGUCAGCAGAUGACAGAGAGAUGCUCCCAGUGUGGAAGUGAGAGCUGGAGGGAAGACCUGGGAAGGCCAGCCUCUGGUCCAUGUACACCUUCUCAAAGAAACUUAGCACUGAGACUAACAUUCUUGGGAAACCAACCUGCAAGUGUUGUCCUCCACUGACGGAAAAACCAAGAUGUUGCUGCUCCACUGAGGACUGAACAAGAAGCCAUGAAAUCCCCGACUGCAGGAGACUUGGAAGACUGCCUCCUGGCUAAGGUGGAUGAGAGGCGCCAGCAGGUCUCCCCGAUUGUGGAGGAGGUGCAGAGGAUCGUCCACCACCUGACCGCCGAAAUCAGCCACCAAGACAUUCGAUUCCAGGCUGUCCCUUACUCUGACACGUAUAAUGGGAACAUCAAGGUUUUGGCCCCCAGCCAGUUCCUGGUCACCAUCCCAGUGAAGGGCCUGGCCGGGUACAGGGAGGCCAGGGAGCAACGCUGGCGUUACUACACGCUGCAGGGCGAGAGGCUGUCCUGCCCCUUGCAGGACCCAGAGGGCCUGCAGCAGUGGCUGGAGGUGGAGCAGUUUAUGAAGAGCCUGUGGCAGUGGCAUGAGGCGGAUGUGAACAUUGAGGGCGAUAUUGUGCCCGCCAAGGUCCUCCAGGUGUUCCGGAAGCUGGUAGAAAAUGCGAUUGGAACCUGUCAUCUUUCAGGUAAGGUCAGCAUGCUAACACACCACUCUGCAGUUUGGGUUGCCGUGGAAACAGCCACAGGGCAGGUGGAGCUAGAGCUGGUCCCCGCUGUGGAGAUCCCUACUGCCUGGUCUGCGAAAGCUCGGUGGCCUCCCUGUCUGAGGCGCUGGCCUUCCCGACAGAGAGUGGAGUGCAUCAAGUCCUUUGGGUUUGCCCUGUUGGCCUGUUCCCAUUAUCACUGGCAGCUGAGUUUCCUGCAGGCCGAGCAGGUGCUGCUGGAGCAGCUGGACGAGGACGGGGGCUGCCGCAGGAAGUGUCUCCGGGCCCUGAGGCAGAUGAAGGAGGACGUCUGGUGUCCAGGAAGGAGGCCGGUCAUCACGUCCCACCAUUUGCAGACAGUGCUCUUUUGGACUUGUGAGAAGUACCCACGCCAGAAGGACUGGCGGGUCUUCAGCAAAGCCUUUCUGCGCCUGGUGAGGAAGCUGCACAAGUGUGUAAGCCAGCACUUUCUGAAGCACUAUUUCGUGCGAAAGAGCAACCUCCUCCGGUCUGCCAACUCAGGCGACCUGGACGCUGUCGCCCAGAGGCUGGCCCUCUUUCUGAAGAACCCCCAGAUCAGCCCACCCUGAAGCUGCCCCUGCCUGGGAGGCCCUUGGACACUUGAUCCUGGCUUGACCUCGUUCUCCGUGGACAGAGGCACCCUACAGCAUAGGAGAGUACAAGGACCCAGGAGCACCAAAGAGGGGAGCACUGUACCCCAAGAUGGCUGACCCAGGCCUCCGUGGAGCCAGGAUUUUGGCCCUCACUAGCUACCUCCCUUGGGGACAGCUGUCCGCGGGCUUCCCGGAGCCGCUGAUUCUGAGCUGAUGACAGACUGCGCUGAAUGGAUUCUGCCCUGCUUGGGCUCCGGUUGUCUACGGAAGAGAACGGUGACAGGACCGGUUGGAAGGCCAGGCCUCAGCCUGUGGCCCAGGAGUGGGUCUCCAGCCCACUGGCCAUGGUUCUUCCUGUUCCAUUUGUAAAAUGCAGCUGUGAAAAUGCCUUUGUCAGAGCAGGGCUGCGAGCCUGGGAGACCGUGCUGGGGUCCCCUUAGGAGAAAGACACUGG
Messenger RNA from Mustela erminea (ermine), 2866 nucleotides. It is a transcript of the gene MAB21L3, whose product is annotated as mab-21 like 3. The record is from RefSeq and is a predicted model, not a curated record. The coding region runs from base 1300 to 2388 and encodes 362 amino acids. Lineage: Eukaryota; Metazoa; Chordata; Mammalia; Carnivora; Mustelidae. The transcript is spliced from 7 exons.